AUGCUCAGUUUAAUGAAUCCAAAAACUAUAAGCAGACCUGCAAUUUUCGGUUCACUAGUGAAGCCAAAAUUCAAUUCGUGUCGUUUGAAUAUUAAAAAACGUCUAAAGGAUUUACAGGUGAGCGAUAGUAGAAAUAAAUCGGAAUGCGAUAUUAUUAAUAUUGUUUCGGCCCGGAGGACACGUGAAUCCGGUGUUCUUAAUAAUACAUCAAAGAAUCGAGCUCGAAAGAAAGCAUUGAAACCAAAGCCGAUUACUAUUCCGAUGGAGAAAAAAAUCGUUGGCUCCGAAACGGAACUAAAAUCGGCACCAUAUCCAAAAAAGUACGAUGUAAAAGAAAACGAAAAACCGAUUCGCCGACAACAUCACGGACUGUUCCAAAUAAAUCAAAUAGCGACGGACACAAAACCAUGCCAAGGAAAAACGUUGAACAAUUACGGAAAACAGAAGACGAUAAAACGUCGAGUAAUGGUAAUUCACGAUAAAGGUGAUAAAGGCGAACUGUCGGCCGACCCGUGUACUAAGACAACAAAACUGUCAAAACCAAACGAUUGUAGUUCGACCGACGGACAGAAAAAAGUACUGUACAAAUGUGUUGCAGACGGAGUACCGCCACCGAACGAUUUUGAAAAGACCAUUAACCCGGUUAGCACGCGUAAUAAGAACUCACAAGAAUCGGCUGGAUCGGCUACACAGAAACCGAAACGGCCUUGCAGCGAAAAAAGAACAAUUCAACAGCAAAUGCUACAUCGGGAAUUAAUAAUUAUUAAAUAA
Messenger RNA from Cinara cedri, 771 nucleotides. The record is from the annotation of a GenBank genome assembly. NCBI's taxonomy places the organism in Eukaryota, Metazoa, Arthropoda, Insecta, Hemiptera, Aphididae.